UGGAGGGAUGUAAAAGACUGAUAGAUGAGGUGCUCAGGGAUCUGGUUUAGUAGUGGACAUGUACAGUGGACUCAAUUCUGGAGGUCUUUUCCAAACAAAUGAUUCUAUGAUUCUUUUUAUUUUAAUAGGUUCAACAUUCUUUUACAAAUUCUUGAUAUUCAGGCAGUGCUGAGGAAGAUUUUGGUUGUUUCUCCUCUUCCCUCCUCGUAGUCUAGACUCCUUGCCUAGCUGACAGCUCCCCUAAUUCGCUGUUGUCUUGCCUGGCUUGGACAGGUGCUAAUUAAAUCUGUGGUUUAUUGGUUAUACAGCUCUCCUGCUAUUCCUGCUCUGGAAGCAGCAGGAGAGGCUGAAGAGCAAAGCAGGACGGUAGAAAACAGUCUAUUUUUAGGACGAGAUUGACUUAUCUUGUAUUUAUCAUAGCUAGGGGAUAAUGUUUCCAGACCUCACAUGAGUAACGGCUGCGUAAGAGCCGGGUUAAUUUUAACCGCCUGCCAGUCAGCAAGCAUGGAGCCCACACAAGAACCAGAGGAGCCGAGAUCCCAGACAGAAAUGACUGCAGACACAGUUCUUGAGGUUGGAGAGAGACUCUUUCAGGUCAGCCGUAGGGUACUCUCAGUCCACAGUCGUUACUUUGAAGCGAUGUUUUUUGGGGGGGCACGAGAGAGCACUGAGCGCCACAUAGUGAUCAGGGGGAUCGAUGCAGUGCCUUUUCAAGCGCUGCUCGAGUUCACUCGCACAGCCCAGGUGCAAAUAGGCCAAGAAAACGUGACCAGCUUACUGGAAACAGCUGAUUAUUUUCAGUUUGACAGGGUCAAACUGUUGUGUGAGAAGUUUCUGGAGAGAGAGCUGCAUGUUUCCAACUGCCUGGGCUUGAUGACCUAUUCGCAGCAAUUUGCCUUUGUAGAGCUGCACGCGUCUGCUAUGAACGUGGCUCUCACUCACUGGGGGGAUGUGAUGUGCCAGGAAGAAUUUAAGGUGCUCCCCAAAGAAAUGCUGCUGCAGUUCCUAAAAAGCGAUGAGCUCUUUGUUUCACGAGAAGAUGUUGUUUUCGACAGCAUUAUGAGGUGGAUAAUGGAGGACCCAGCAAUGAGAGAGGAAGACUUUCUGGAUUUGGUGGGUGAAGUCAGGGUCACUUUCCUGAGUUUGUCCUUCCUUGACAUCCUGGUGAAGCGCAGCAAGCGCCUUGGAGAGACAGAUACCUUUUCCAGGCUCGUAAAGAAGUUAGACAGCUGUCCUCCACCCAGCUGGCAAAAUACGGAACUGUGUCCUUACGCUGGUCGGAGCUACGACACCUUAUAUGUCCUGGGAGGAAAGCAUGACAAGGAACAGCAAGAACUGUUUGUCUUUCAACCUAAAACAGGGACCUGGCAGGCUCGUGCUCCACUGCAGCGCAGGAACCUCACCCAGUACGCAGUGGCAGCAGUAGGAAGCUUCCUUUUUGUGACAGGCGGCUAUUUCCGGGAUGAGUUUGUCUGGUAUAGCGUGGAUUGGGUGCUUAUCUACAAUUGCUUGGACAACAGCUGGCUGGAGGGACCGGCCAUGAAGAAGUCCCGCAACAGCCACUGUGCAGUAGGAGCAGGGCUCUACCUGUAUGUGCUCGGAGGGAGCACGGACGAAGGGAUAAUCCCAGCGGUGGAGCGCAUGGCUUUGAUGGAGUCCGAGUGGGAAAGCAUGAGUCCUAUGGCUCAGCCUGUGGAGAGAGGAGACGCGGUCAGCGUGGGAACCAGGAUCUAUGUGGUCUGUGGCCUGGAUGAAAAUGGACACGUUUACAAUGGAGUGCAAAGGCUGAACACAGAGACGGACAGCUGGGAUGUCGUCUCGUUCUCCCCACUUCCAAGGUACGACCUCUGCAUCACAGCCCUGAAUGGUGCUCUCUACACCAUAGGAGGGGGAGCGUUUCGAUUCGAUGUGGAGACCGAUGAGUGGACCCAGGUGGAUGAGGAAUGCUUGACCCAGAAGUUCUUCAUGGGCUGCAGCACUGUGAAUGGACGGAUUUAUCUCCUUGGCCAGAGGAAGGGGAACAGUGCCCUCCCCGUUGUGAUCCUCUUUGAUCCCUACAUUGAUAUGUGCCAGGUCAUCGAUAACAAACUCCCUUGCCCCCUUCCUAUUCAUGGCUGUGUCUCUGUGCGCAGAUUCGAUACGUGGGCAUGAGCAAAGCCAGAUCCAGCAUCACCAAAAAGAAAAAGCCGCGUGCUUUGGGGCUGAUGGGAGUUAGGUUGUGUCAAGUUUGGUCUGCUAAUUGUUUUAAACUUUGAAAAUAGACCUAUUCCUCCAUAACUCUGGCUUUUUUUUCUACUUGGUGAAUGAACUUCAAACAGAAGCCAGUGAAACCUUCAGGUCUACACCAAGUUUGCAGGUCAUUAUUGGAAACAGUGGUUGGGUUGUUACGGUACAUUACCUCCUCAGGGCUGAUGGUAAAUAAAGGGCUGCUCUGCCCUGUAACCUCUGCGGCUUCUGUCCUUCGACCAGCUGGGAGAGUCAGGAAAGUCACUGCAUCAGUGCUAGAAAAUAUUGUGGGGUUAAAAUAAUAAAUCCGCUGUGUGCCAAGGGACUCUUGAGCAGGAUGCGUGAGCUCUUGAUGCUGUAGGACAGCAAAAAACCCCAACCCACCACUGCAGUCAAGCCAUUUUAGCCUGGAACAAGCAAGUUUCCCAAGUUAUGUAAUUAUGGCUAAAAUUACCUUUAUUCCAGGCUGGAGAGCACCAGAAGGGAGGCCAUUCUGGAUUUAUGCAUUCAGGUAUGUGACACUAAGCAUGUCACACGCGUGUGCUGUUAAUGCAGCCGGGUAUCCACAGCCGUGCUCCAUCAGCAUUAAACAGGAUGCAGCAUGCCUACCGCAACGCUUCUACCUGUCUCCUCUUGUUACGUGCGUGGUUGUAGAUCACCUAUGGAAAGGUUUAGAAAUCACAGCCCGUGGGAGGCACGGGAACGCCAGGGGUUAUCGGUUUCCUCAGAAACCCUGCAGCGUGGAGCACUGAGCAAGCUGCCGCGAGGAGAAUAGCUUUAAAGAGCAUAAUAGCAGGGCUCAAGCAUUGAAUAAUUUAUUGUUCACGUGGGGAGGGAGAGUAGAUCUCUUGAUUGAUGGAGGUAUUUGUAUCCAUUUAGAGUUGAACAUAAGCUGAGAGCCAAAGAUAACCUGAUUUUUUUUGAUGGAGACACUUAGUGGCUUUUCUCUCUCCAUUCUGACUCCAUGUGUUACAGAGGUUUCAGCAGAAAGAUCUCGUUGAGACAGCAAAUAGCUUGAGGAAGAGGAAAACUAUGAAGAUUUCAGUGCUUUCUGUAAGAAAGUUAAGGAAGGGAUUUUUACAAGGGCCUGUGGUGAUGGGACAAGAGGGGAAUGACUUUAAAUUGGAAGGGGGAUAAUUUAGAUUAGACAUUAGGAAGAAGUUCUUCACAAUGAGGGUGGGGAGGCCCUGGCCCAGGCUGCCCAGAGCAGUGGUGGCUGCCCCAUCCCUGGAGGGGUUCCAGGCCAGGUUGGAUGGGGCUUGGAGCCCCUGAUCCAGUGGGAGGUGUCCCUGCCCAUGGCAGGGGUUGGAACUGGAUGGGCUUUGAGGUCUCUUCCAACCCAAACCAUUCCAUGAUUCUGUGGUGAAAUUUUGCCAGAUGUACACAAUGGGAUUAAAUGUAUUUGCCAUAAAAUUCUAAAUAUACCUUUUUUUUUCCCACUUCUGCUACAAUUUUGACUGAUAAUUAUCAACUCCUGACAGCAAACUUGAAGAUAAAAGAAGUUUUAGCUUGUGAUGAUAAGGAAACAAGCACAUAGUUCACUCAGUAACGUCAGGAAAAACAUCCAGUUCUUUGAGACUCUGCACAUUCACGGGCUAAAACCCAUGAUUUUCAACAUGCUCUAUUUUAUGUAUGAAUUGCAAAUAAAGCUCCAUGAGCAGCCGACCUCCAGCAGCAGAACCCCUACUUGCUGAGUAGGGAAGAACUUGGGUGAUGCAACCACCCGUAACUUUUCUAAUGAAUUGAGUGCGGAGGCUCCUGUCAGGUGUGCUUAAUUCUUGGAAAAGCCACAGAGCACCCAGGCUUGUGCAAUGCUGCAACAAAACCAACCGGUUGUUUGCGUGCCAGGGAACAAAUCUGACUUUUUGGACAACAGUCCCACAACGAGCUCCAAGAGCCAUGGUCAUCCCCUCCUCCUGCCUCCGUGCUGAGAGCAGGGGCUCACACAGCACCUCUGGGAGCAUCCUCCGAAGUCAGGCUGGGGGCUUCCAACGAAGCUGAUGACCCAGCGAAUCUCCUGUCUGUGUUGCAAGCUCCCACCUGGACUCUCACCAGAGAUCCCUCCACCCACAGCCGAGGUGUAACCGAGUGACGAACUGGUCUUUUCAUACCUGCUGGUACAGGUUGAGUUACAGGUACAGGCGAGAGGAAGGGCAGGGCAAAGAGCUGUCACACGAACACCGUAUGCCUAAAAAAAGCAGAGAUGCAGUGUUCCUGGGGACAAUCCCCUGUCCAGUCUGGAGCAGGUAAGGAUCAUGGAGGCACUGGUGGCAACCAGCACAGCAGAAACCAGAUUUGCUGCACUGACCUUCCGAAGAUGCAUGGGACGAUGAUCAGCAGGGCACCG
Cuculus canorus (common cuckoo) is the source of this 4573-nucleotide messenger RNA. Its product is annotated as kelch-like protein 23. Gene Ontology annotation, molecular function: protein binding. The record is from RefSeq and is a predicted model, not a curated record. The transcript is spliced from 3 exons. The coding region runs from base 448 to 2151 and encodes 567 amino acids. Lineage: Eukaryota; Metazoa; Chordata; Aves; Cuculiformes; Cuculidae.